Molecule: messenger RNA, 5995 nt
Organism: Leptopilina boulardi
Lineage: Eukaryota; Metazoa; Arthropoda; Insecta; Hymenoptera; Figitidae
Product: putative autophagy-related protein 11
Exons: 14
Coding region: 93-5138 (1681 amino acids)
Biological process (GO): protein polyubiquitination
Cellular component (GO): cytoplasm
Molecular function (GO): ubiquitin protein ligase activity
Source: RefSeq, a predicted model, not a curated record
UUCUGUUUCUCGUGUGCGGGACAAAAAAAAAAUAUGUAAUAGUUUUGUGGGAAAAAACACGUUUUUUGCCAUUUAUUUCGCAAAGUUUUUCAAUGAAAACAGUCGAAAUGGAGGUAAUAGACUGUGACACUUUAAAGGAAGAACCAACAACUGAUGUAAAUAAUGAUGUGCAAAAAGUUGAGAGGCUCAAGUCUUUGGAACUUUUGAAAAAGAAAAUGUGUCGUUCGCACGAUUUAAUUCAGUAUUACAAUGACAAGAAAAAAGAAUGUGAACAAUUGACAAUUUCAUUGCGAAAAGCUCGAGUCGAAGCAAAUGAAAUGAAAAACAAUUAUAACACGACUCUUUCUAAAUUAAUAAAACAGGAACUUCAAAAUACAGAACAGCGAAAAUCACUCGAAACUUAUAUGACAAGAAUUAGUGAAUUGGAGACAAAAAUUGCUGGCGAUCAAAGAUUUAUUCAACAAUUAAAUUGUAAAAUUGACAGUAUUCAAACGAAAAAUUCGGAAAAAAUAAUGGACGCCGAUUUGGAGAUAUUAAAAUUUAAGGAGAAAAUAAAAACUCUUGAAUUGGAAAUGAAGACAACGAAAAAAAGUCGAAUUACUAAUAAAAUUGUAAAAAAAGAUCAAAGUGUUAAUACGGAUAAAGUAACAAUCACUGAAAUUGAUACAAAUAUUAUUGUUGGGGAAAAAAUUUUACAAGAUAAGAAAAAUGUUAUUAAUACAGUUAAAAAAGGAACAAAACAAAAUUCAACUUUUCUCUGCAAAAAAUGUGAUAUUGCUCUUGAAAAUCUUGUAAAAACUUUUAAAGCACCCGAACCAAUUAUUCAACCAUUACAACCAGAAAAAAAUGAAUUUAAAUUCAAUUCGCCGAAACAUUCGAAACUAGAAGAGAAGAAAAUUGAAUUAAAUACUUCAUUAAGGGAGGAAAUAAAACACGAGGAAUCGGAAACAAUGAAAGUUCUGACAAAAACAUUAAAAACCCUCGAACGCGUUAUAAAAACUAAUAAAAAAACGGAGAAAAAAUCUAAAUGUUGCCACAAUUUAAAUUCCUGUUCAUCGAAUAAUGUGGAAAAUCAAAAUAUCAUGUUUGAAUUAUGGAAAAAAUUACUCGACAAAGAUAAGCCAACGGGAAAAAAAUUAAAACGCUGUCAAAAUAAACGAAAAUCAAUUUUAAAAAAGGAGAAGAAAAAAAAGAAGAAGAGAAAAAAUUCGACAAAUUGGUCAAUUGAAUCGACAAUUGAAAAUAAUUUCGAAACAAUUUCGUCAAACGAAACUUUAACGAAAACAAAUGAAAUUGAAAAUUUGAUUUCACUAUCAGCGAAAAAUACAAAAUCAAUUGAAAUGAAAAAUAUUUCAAAUUUAAAAACAAUUGAAAUAGAAAAUUUAAAACCAAUUGUAACUGAAAAAUUGAAAUCAAUUGAAACGCAAAAUUUAAAGCAAACGACACGAAAAUCGAAAAUUAAAAAUUUGAAAUCACUUGAUAGGGAAAAUGAUAUUUCGGAAAAUUUGCCAAAAAAUGAAAAUAUUUUAAAACGUAAAGAAUUUACUUUAGAGGAAAAUUUGGAAACUAUUAAAACUUCAACGCCAAGGAAAAAUAAUAAAUUUUCUACCAUGGAAAAUGAACAACCAAAAAAAAUUAUUUGUCAACGAUUAAUUGAGAAUAAUGAAAUUAUUGCUGAAAAUAGUGAAAAUAUUACAACUAUUGAGGAAAAUUUAAAAAAUAAAUUUCUAAUUCAUGGAGAAUUGGAAAUUACAACCGAAAAAAGUGACAAAGAAACUGAAUAUUUGAAGAAUAAUAAAUGCAAUGAAAUUGAAGAAAAUAAUUCUACAAAUUUGCCGAAAAAAAUUGUGAUUUCAUCUGAAAAUAAAAAAGAAAUUGUCGAAAUAAUAAAAAUUGAAAAUUCAGAAAAAUUGCCGCUAAAUGAAGAAGAAAUUGAUAUAAAUUCACAACAAAAUCAUCUUGAAAGUUCACAAGAGUCAAUAAAUUUCAAAGGAUUUCAAAAUUUAGAGGAAUUAGAAAAUUCGCAAAAUUUGGAAAAUAAAGAAUCUGAAGAAAAUUUGAAAAAUUCUCAAUUCGAGAAUAAAGAGGAAGAAAUUUUGGUGAAUGAAUUGAAAAAUGAAAUUUUAGAUAAACAAAUUGAAAAUAAGAUUCUAGUGAAAAAUAGUGAUGAGAAAAUAGUUGAAAAUUCGAAUAUUGAAAAUGAAAAAUUAAAUUCAAAAGAGAAAAUUGAAAAUUUUGAUAAAGAAUACAAAAAUGAGGAGAAAUUGGAAAAUUUGGACAAAGAAUGCAAAAAUGAGGAAAAAAUAGAAAAUUCAGGGAAAAAAGUAACAGAUGAGGAAAAUUUAUCCGAUGGUUUAUUGAAUGCCAUCGAUAUUUUAGGUGAAAUUUCAUUUUCCGAUGAAUCUGUUCUCGAUUGUAACGCUUCAUUUCUUUCGUUUUCCACUGAAAAACCACAAUUACUUCACAUAAGCGAAUUAGAAGAAAACGAAAUGGAAUCGAAGGAAAAUAAAUCAGAAUCGAAAAUUUAUUCGGAAUUUAGACAAAUGGAAAUGGAAAUGGAAAUUCAAAAUGAAUCUCAAUUUAUCGAGGAAUCGGAAUUAACCGAAGAAGAAGGAGAAAUAGAAGAAAAAGCCGAAGAAGAAGAAGAAAAAAAAGUAGAAGCAAAAGAAACAGUAUCGAAAAAAUUGCAAAACAAAGAAAAAAUGGAUGAGGCAAAUAUUUUUCUACCAAAUUCGGAAAUUGAAAAAAUUCCACGUAAUUCAAUUCACGGUCAUCGUUCAACGGAACUUCGUCUCACAUUAAUAAGUCCAAAGAGAUGUGGACGAAAAAGAAAAAUAGCCGACGUUUUAAAUAAUUCGAGAACAACGAGAACAAAUCUUUUGACAAAAAUGCGAACAAUGAAAAAACGUUCAAGUGAAAUGAUUGUCACUAAAAAAAUAUUGAGAAAAAAAGUCGAAAACAAAAAUGAAAUAAUUAUUAACAAAAAUGAAGCAAUUAUUAAUAAAAAUGUAAUAAAUCCCACAAAAUUAAAAGAAGAUGAUAAUAAUCCCGUUGUUGUUUCAAAAAAACGAAGAAUCGCUCAUACACCAAAAAUUGAGGACGAUCAUCAACCAAUAAGAAAAUCUUUACGCUCAGCAUCAAAAUCACCGGGUUCGGCGCGCAAUUCAUUAUCAACUAUCAAAAUGGAAAAUUCCACAAAUACAAGAAAUUUGAGAAAUUCGAUAAAAAUUGAAAACGAAUUAAAAAUUAAAAAAGAAGAGGAAGAAGAUGAUGAUGCACCUAUCGAAAUUCCAAUUGUGAGAAAAAGAGGACGUCCAAGAAAAGUGACAAAAAUUAUUGAAGAAAAUUUAACAAAUUUUCCAAUCAAGAAAGAAACGAUGAAAAAAAGUCCAUUAAAAAUUCAAUCAUCAAAUUCUCAAAAUGAAAAUUUAUCAAAUGAAAUUAAAAUUGAAUCUACAAUUAUUGACGAGGUAAAAAAAAAUAUUUCUCUAAAUGAAACUGAUGAUGAUGAUGAUUUGGAAUCGCCUUUAUCGCCUGAGGCAAAUAAUGAGGAAAAUAUUAAUAAUGAAUCGAUUCCAAUUAUUAUUCCAAGUGAAAAAAUGAUGGAUGUAAAUAAUAAAGCUUGGGAAAUUGCAAGAGAGGCUUUAAAUAAAAAUACAGGGGAAAUUUUGAGUCCUUGUCGAGAACUUCGAUCAUCGCGUGUUGUUGAUAAUAAAGUGACGAAAAUUUGGCGAGAUUUUAAAACUCUCAAUUUGCCUCAUCUAAAUCCAAUGAACGAUCAUAUGAAUAGUCCAUUUUUACGAAUGAUAUUAAGGGAUCAAAAAUCACAAAAGGAAUUAGAAAAAUGUAUAACAUUGCAAUUAAAUAGAUUAAUAAGCAAUAAAGACUGGACGAGUGAAUUACACUUUGAUGUAGUUGAAGAAAUUUGGAAAUUGCGUGAAAUUAAAACAACAGCCAAAUGUAUUUUAGAUUUUCUGAUAAGUAAAUUCAAUGAUAAUAGUGAUGAACGAUUGGAUACAACGCAUACACCACCGGCUCCAAUGAUGACGUUGACGCAACAAAAAAUAAUUACUUUAAUUUCAGCUUUAGAAAAAAAAUGCAAUGAACUUGAAAAUAUCAGUAUUUUUGAGUUUAUCUUUGACGGUAUUAAUUAUACACUCUUUAGACUUGGCUACGCUCCGGAGAAAUGUGUUGUCGAAGGAUUGACGCGUAUUUUCACGUGUAUGACACGAUUGAAAAAAGAUCGCGAAAGAGCAAGAUUAUUUAUAAUCGAUGCAAUUUAUUGUUUACGUUUUAAGGCGAGUGUUGCUAUUUUUGUUGUUCUCACCUGCUGGUCAGAAGUUUUUCCCAUCUACGAUUCAAAUUCAGAAAUUUUAUCCAAAUGCAUGGCAUUUAGUAUUUUUUCGUUUGAAAGAUGUUUAGACGCAUUAAAAAAACUUCUUUCAAACAAGGGACUUUAUAAUUAUCCACUUGCUGAAUUUUCCGCCGAGCAACUUGCCAUUGAAUGUUUAUCUGCAUUGGAAAAAAAACAUGAAUCAAGCAUCGAUACUGCAAUUAUUUUAUUAGCAAAAAGUAUGGGACCAAAAUGGGCGCAAAAAAUGAUCAUCCAAGGUGAAUCUGGUUUGAAACAAUUAAUUGUUGGAAAAAGACACAAAUCUCCCUACGAUGCAUUCACAUUACUUGGAACUGUAAUGCGAUCUUUUCCUGAACAAGAUCAAGAGGGACAUCUCAGUCAAAUUGUCGAACAAUUGUGCGAUUUAUUAGAUUCAAAUGAAGGUUCAAAUGAUCAUUUAGAAGGUGUUGCAUCGGCUUUAUUGUGUUUCUCAAAAUAUCGUAAAUUCUUUUGUAAAGUAUCAAAAUCACUUUUAAAUUGGACACCAAAACAAGAAUUACGCGAUGAAACAAAACAAAAAUUUCAAUAUUUCUGCAAUUCACAGAAAAAAAAUUGGUGGUUUGAUUUUAUAAAAAGUAAUUAUCAAUUGGAAUUACCUGAAAUUCAUAAAAAUUCACAAAAACAAAAUUCGAUAAAACAAAUAAAUGUACCAAAAAAAAUGACUAAAAGCAUGAAAAAAAGAACGAAAAAUAUUAUGAAAAAAAGGAAAAUUGCCGAGAAUAAUGUUCCAACAACUUCUCAGUAGAAAAAAAAAGAAAAAAAAAAGAAAUUGUGAUAUUAUGUUUAAUAAUUUUCAUUUCUAAGAUCUGUAUAUAUAUAUAUAUAUUUUAAAGUAUUUUUUUAUUCUUUUUUUUUCUUUUUUUUUUUUUGUUACAAACUAAAUUAAAAAUCUUAGAUUAGUAAUUAAAUUUCCAAACUAAAUUAUUUAAAAAAAGUCAGUUUUUAUUUGAAGUAAGUUUUUAAAUUAUAAAAUAAUAAUAAAAAAAAAAAAAUUUACGCAGUUUGCUGAUUUUUUUUAUACAGUCUCACAUAAAUCAGGUUUUUAAUUUUCUGCGCAGACAAAAUGCAAUGAAGAUACUUCCAAUCUGAAGCAAAAAAAAAAUGAUUACUUUUUUACAUUUUUAAAAAAUGUUUUUAAUUUUCUCGGCAAACAAAAAAAUAGUAUUAAUUAAAAUUGAAUUUUAAAAUUAAUUGUCCGAGGACUUCAAAGCAAUUGAAAAAAUAGAAUUGAUAAAUUUUUUCCUAAAAAUUAAUUACAUUUUUUAAAAAUGUAAUUUUAUGGUAUAUUUUUUCAUUAUGUAAAUAUAAUUUCCUGGAAAAAAAAAUGGUAAUUGCUCGUUUAAUGGAAGGGAAAAUAUUAAUUUUUUGUAAAAACAAAACCAAAAAAAAAACAAAAAAUGUAGAGAAUAAUUGUCAACUCACGAUCGUUAGGGAAAUAAACAAAGUCAUUAGGGAAACUUUGUUUAUGUGCGAUUUUAAUAAGAGAACUGCGCUUUUCAAACAUCCAGAUUGAUAAACUACCUCUUCUGUCAUUUUUAUACACUAGAAAUUAAAAAUAGAAAAAAAAAAUACCAAAAAUAAAAAAAAAAUAUACAAAACAAA